This is a messenger RNA of Rana temporaria (common frog), 2628 nucleotides long. RefSeq names its product short stature homeobox 2 (gene SHOX2). Gene Ontology annotation, biological process: regulation of transcription by RNA polymerase II. The transcript has 5 exons. NCBI's taxonomy places the organism in Eukaryota, Metazoa, Chordata, Amphibia, Anura, Ranidae. The coding region runs from base 366 to 1307 and encodes 313 amino acids. Gene Ontology annotation, cellular component: nucleus. Gene Ontology annotation, molecular function: DNA-binding transcription factor activity, RNA polymerase II-specific; sequence-specific double-stranded DNA binding. The record is from RefSeq and is a predicted model, not a curated record.
CAAUCCAGGGGAUUAAUGGCCAAUAGCAACCUGACCACAAAUGAUGUGGGAACCUGUAGGGCUCCAGUGAUCUGGCACUGCUGCUGCUAGGAUGCUACAAGGGAGAAAGGGGGGAUUCUUCUCCUACUUCCAAGGGGAGGUAAUUUGCUGAGAACAAGGGGCAGGCUUUGCAAAGUAUAAAUACUGCGACUUCAAUAGCACAUCCCUAUCUGAUGUGAAACUCUUAGCAGGAAGAAUUGACAAAGAUCUCUAACGAGGGGAGAUUGAGUGGGGUUUUCUGUCUGCUCAGCCCCCAUUGAUGUCUUCUGAUUGAGCUUUUCAGGGAGCCUGGAAGGAAGAGCUGCCAGGUUAUUACAUCCACGGCCAUGGAAGAACUUACUGCUUUUGUGUCCAAGUCGUUUGAUCACAACAAGAUAAAGGAGAAAAAAGAAAUGAUCACUUACCGGGAGGUGCUGGAGAGCGGCCCGGCCCGGGGGAAGGAGCCCGGCUGCGGCGGGGAUGGUGCCCGGGAGGACGGGAUACCGGUGGCCAGGGGGGUAGGAGGGGGUGGCGGAGGAGGAGGAGGAGGCGGAGGAGGGACCAGAUCGACGGUCCUGGAGCUCGAACUGACCGCCGACAGCAGGAUCAGGGACACCGGGAGCCCCAAACUUACUGAGGUGUCCCCAGACAUGAAGGAACGGAAGGAGGACCUGAAGGUGCUGGAAGAUGAAGGCCAGACUAAAAUCAAGCAAAGAAGGAGCCGGACUAAUUUUACUUUGGAGCAACUAAACGAACUGGAGAGGCUGUUCGAUGAAACCCACUAUCCUGAUGCCUUCAUGAGGGAAGAGCUGAGCCAGAGGCUGGGGCUGUCAGAGGCCAGAGUACAGGUCUGGUUUCAAAACCGAAGAGCGAAAUGCAGGAAGCAGGAAAACCAGCUACAUAAAGGGGUUCUUAUCGGAGCAGGCAGCCAAUUUGAAGCUUGUCGUGUAGCACCUUAUGUCAACGUGGGCGCUUUGAGGAUGCCAUUUCAGCAGGAUAGUCAUUGCAACAUGCCAUCCUUGUCCUUCCAGGUCCAGGCACAGUUACAGCUGGACAGUGCAGUGGCACAUGCUCAUCACCACCUCCACCCUCAUCUGACAGCACAUGCUCCGUAUAUGAUGUUCCCUGGUCCACACUUUGGUCUUCCACUGGCAACACUAGCAGCAGAAACAGCGACGGCUGCGUCAGUAGUGGCUGCAGCUGCAGCAGCCAAAACGUCCAGCAAGAACUCAAGCAUUGCAGACCUCAGACUCAAAGCCAAAAAACAUGCGGCUGCGCUGGGACUGUGACUAGCAAUGCUCGGGCCUCAAGACUUUGGGGUCCAUAGACAUUAUCCUUAGCUCUUUAUUUAUGGCCUGGAGUCUCAGACCCAACCAAAAUCCUCUGCCCUUUACAAUUCUACAAGGAAUCCAAAAAAAGACCUAAAAACUGUUGCUGAAGCUUCUGCAGUUGUGAAAUUGUUUGCACAUUGCGAAAUUGGUCCACUAAAUGGUAUCACUACCUAUGAAAUACCUUCCACAUUCUGGGACCAAUAUGGCUACAAAGAAGCUCUAUACAAGGACAGACGACAGAGACAGAGUGCUAAUUAUAUUUGGUAAAUAAUCUAUAAAUUAGAAUUUUUUAUGCUGAUGAGUGUGUGUGCCAUAAUAGGGAUGGGGAACUCAGCACACAUCUUUUUACUACAGCACUUGAAAAGGAAGCAGAGAAUAAAGUGGAUGAUGGGGGGUAAAAAAAUAAAAUAAAAAUAGAUUUGAUCUAUUAUCGGUGGGGAGGGAAUAUGUUUGGACAUUCCCAGGUUUUGACACUGACCCUUUUGUGCAAAGUUCACUUUAAUACAAGAAAUCAUGACAAGUGAGGCGGGCCUCCUUGUGUAUUGUCUUCUGGAUUCGCCAACAAUUCUGGAAGAAUGACUAGAGUUAAAUAAAGACUAUUUCUUUGCUGAUUUCCAUUGGCAAAUUGUACAGGUGAUUCUGCUCAAGAUUCCUGGUUUGCAUGUUUCCACAUUUUAUGAUCUCCCUUGCACUUCAUCCUCAAUUUCAGCAGAAUGUGCUACAUAAGUAAGCAACAACAACAACAACAAAAUAAAACCCUCUUCCUUGAAUUUAUUAUCCCAUUCACAUAAAACGAUAGGAAAUCAAAUGACCUAUAUAUUUCUUAUUUAACCCUUUAUGUGACAGAAGUUCUUCCAAAGCAUUUCUUGUCGAAUGUACAUACAAUGGCGAAGAUUUGGUAUUUAAAAAUUGAACGGACUGUUUUUUUUUUAUUAUCUUCUUAACACAUUAGCACAUACAAUUCUAAGUGGAGAUAUAUUUUCACAUAGCAUUGGCCAGGAGUGUACUGUAUUAAAGAUAAUAUUUAAUGCACAUCUCAUGCUAGCCAUUGGCUACAUGUAAAAUAUGUUAAUAUACAUGAACAAAAUUUAUUUUGGUUACAUUGUGAAUCGAUAGUUCCUUGUUAGCAUUUUAAUUUCAUGAGAGGUGUAUUCUAUUCCAGUAUCGUGUGACCUUUAUUUUGAAUACAUAUAGAUAUUUAAUGUGGACGUGGCGAUUGUGAUUGCAGUUUGCUAGCAAACAUGAUUUGGAGAUCUCUGGACACUAAAAGGUGACCUGU